AUGAAGUUAGUCUUCGAUAACUUCAUCUUCGCUUUAAAGGUCACUCUGAACUGGUGUCGAUAUUUUGGUAUCUUCAUUCCUGAUGAACUUACAGGGAGACGACAAAAAUUAUUAGUUCAGGCAUACUCUGUGUUCAUGUUCAUGUUAUUUAUUGGGUUCUUCAUCAUCACUCAAAUAAUAUUAUUUAUAUUAGUAUGGGGCGAUUUAAGCUUAAUGACUGACGUGGGACUCGUGCUAGGGACGAACCUAGCAUUGUCAGCCAAAAUUGCCGUGUUCUUUUUCAAACGAGAAGAACUCGCAAGUAUUCUUAAGAAAAAUGACGACACCCUAAGGUUUGAAACCAGAGAGGAAGGAAAGAAGAUUAUUUCCGAAAUCGAUCGAGAAACAAAUGCGUUCAUGAAAGUAUUUUUUUGUUUUGGAGUCGGUACUGUCAUUGCGUGGUUCUUAAGCACACCAAAAGGAGAAUUGCACAUCGCUACUUGGUAUCCAUGCGACACUAAGAGGUCACCAGCAUACGAAAUCAUUAUGAUUCACCAGCUGGCAAUAACAGCGGACUUAUUGAUGCUGUCCAUGAUCGCUGUUUGUCGCUGCAGAGUGAAGUUAGUGGGACUAUACUUGCAAACGAUCUGCGAUGAUUUGCCGUGUAAUGUCAAGAAUAAACUGACAUCAGAUGAAGAGGUAAUCGUCGCGAAACGUAUCCGCGAAUACGUCAUCGAGCACCAAGCUAUAUUAGACUGUAUUUCUGAACUGCAAAACCAUUUUUCGCCUGCAUUAUUAGUUCAACUUUUGACAUCAGUAGUGAUCAUUUGCGUAACUGCGUACCAGUUGGCUGUGGAAAAAUCUUCUGACUUGCUGCGAAAGUUCACCAUGGCUUCCUUUCUAUUUGGAAUGUCCACUGAAAUGUUCAUGUUCAGCUAUCAAGGGGGGCACCUGUCACAUGAUAGUAUGGAGGUGGCAACGGCAGCGUAUAGUUGUCCUUGGUACACGUUCCCCACAUCGCUCAAACGAUCACUGUUGGUGAUCAUGAUACGCGCCCAGCAGCCGGCUUUACUCACAGCUGGAGGCUUCACGACCCUCUCACUAGAAACUUUUGUUACAAUAAUGAAAGCAUCAUACCGUUUCUUCACCGUUCUUCAGGAAGCUACAGAUUGA
This is a messenger RNA of Bombyx mori (domestic silkworm), 1152 nucleotides long. RefSeq names its product olfactory receptor 47 (gene Or-47). NCBI's taxonomy places the organism in Eukaryota, Metazoa, Arthropoda, Insecta, Lepidoptera, Bombycidae. Gene Ontology annotation, cellular component: plasma membrane. The record is from RefSeq and is marked provisional. Gene Ontology annotation, molecular function: odorant binding; olfactory receptor activity. Gene Ontology annotation, biological process: sensory perception of smell; detection of chemical stimulus involved in sensory perception of smell.